Ictalurus furcatus (blue catfish) is the source of this 4950-nucleotide messenger RNA. Its product is annotated as SH3 and multiple ankyrin repeat domains protein 2-like. Gene Ontology annotation, molecular function: synaptic receptor adaptor activity; ionotropic glutamate receptor binding. The transcript has 10 exons. Gene Ontology annotation, cellular component: dendritic spine; postsynaptic density; postsynaptic membrane. The record is from RefSeq and is a predicted model, not a curated record. Bases 1169 to 4891 code for a protein of 1240 amino acids. Lineage: Eukaryota; Metazoa; Chordata; Actinopteri; Siluriformes; Ictaluridae.
UUUAACUUGUUUGGAUGGGGAACUUCCUAGAAUUUAUUGAAAACAGACUCAUGAGGGUCCCUCACAAAAAAAUGUAAAACAUUUAGUAGUGUAUUUCAAGGGUCAUGCCACAUGUAAGGAAUAAAACACAAGGGUUAUUAGGAAAAUAAUCAAUUACAAGGUGGUAUGAUGCUAUAGAGAUGCCACACAUCGUACUUAUUAUCAAUGUAUAAUUACAUUUAACAUAGAACGUCCACAAAACGAGCUAAUUACUGUUAUCACUUACAUUAUAGCAGCUAUAAAGAGUCUUUCCUUUUCUCUUAAAGCUAAUACAAAAAAAAUAAAAAAUGUGCAGCUUGUUACUGAGAAACCAUAAAAUGCAACAUCAUCUGCCUGGAGGAACCUCUCAAGGGGCUUGGACUGAAAGAAAUGUAACGUUUUCAAGAGAUAGGAAGGCUUCUCAUAGAGAUUACAUUAGCUCAGGUUUGCUCCUGAAUGGACAUGAUUAUGGGAAGUUACUCGGCAACGAGCGCGCGCGCUCUCUCCUCUCCCUCCCUCUCUCUUCUUUAAAUGUCAUUCUCUCCUUUCUCUCCUCCAUACCACCACAGUUUCCUCCUUCUCUCUUCCCUUGCCCAUCCCUCUCAUUCCGUCUGCUUUCGUCAACAUUUUAUUUUCCUCUCAUCUUUUUCCCGCUUCAUGCCAUGUCUCCUCAUCCUUCACCACAGCGGUUGUAUGUCUCGCGCUCCAUCAGCCCCGCCCACUCCUGCCUUAAACUCGGCUCGCGAGCCUGACCAUUAAUAACAACCCUUUCCUAAAGCUGGGCGUCAGACUACAGGAUUUUUUUUUUUUUCUUUUUCCCCCCGUCUGAUUUUAUACUAGAUUUGACACAUUUUGGUCUUAAAUCGCUCCACCGGAGGCGCCAUGCCGGUGGGAACAGGUUAACUGGUAGUUUUAUUUAUUUAUUUAUUUAUUUAUUAUUUUUUAAGUCAAAUCUGAAGCCUCGAGUUGUGAUCGGCUCGCGCGGACCUGAUCGGAGGCGGAUCCGUUAUUUUUUUGCGUCAACCAUGUCGGUGAGUGUGAGAUGGUAGUCAGCGACGCGAAACGGAAAUCGGCUCGUAUUUUCAAUCGUUCUCGAUUAAAAAAGAAAAAAAAAACCCUGUAGUGUGAGCCCAAAGCUUUAAGAGAAGUGAUGAUGAGGAGCUCGGGCAUGAUGAAGCCGCACUACUCGGUUGCCUUGGUGAGGAUGACGGCCGCCUGCACUAACGGUCGCUGCGCGCGCAAAUUUCUCCACAGUGACUGCGUCAUCGACGAGAAGACUGUGGUCCUGCAGAAGAAGGAUAACGAGGGCUUCGGCUUCGUGCUGAGAGGGGCAAAAGCUGACACCCCAAUCGAGGAGUUCACCCCGACCCCAGCCUUCCCCGCCCUGCAGUACCUGGAGUCUGUGGAUGAGGGCGGGGUAGCAUGGCAGGCCGGAUUGCGCACCGGAGACUUCCUUAUCGAGGUUAACAAGGACAAUGUGGUGAAGGUGGGCCACAAACAGGUGGUUAAUAUGAUCCGUCACGGGGGAAAUCAUCUCAUCAUCAAAGUCGUGACUGUCAGCAGAAAUCUCGACCCUGAUGAUACGGCUCGAAAAAAAGCCCCAGCCCCUCCAAGGAGAGCUCCAUCCACUGCGCUUUCCACACGCUCCAAAUCCAUGACCUCAGAACUGGAGGAUUUGGUGGAUAAAGCUACUUUGAGGAAAAAGAAGGAUAAAGUGGAGGAGGUUGUCCCUCCCCAGAAACCCGUGUGGGACAACGCGAAUGUGGACGUGAGGGUGGCAGCUGUAAAACCGCGCCCCACAAGCAGGUGCUUCGCUGUGGCCCCGGAAAUGAAUUCACUGUGCAACAGCCAGGACAUAUCAGUGGAUUCCCCACCGGUAACAGUAACUCCUAAAGGCCCAUACUUGGGUGUGCCAAAAGGAACCAUCCGCCGACAGACAUCGAUAGGCAAAGUAAUUGGCUCUUGUUAUCCAACCACAGGGGUAACUGAAGAAGAAAAGCAGUUCCUCACUCCUCCCAUGUUAAAAUUUACAAGAAGCCUAUCAAUGCCUGACACAUCGGAGGACAUUCCCCCACCACCGGCUAUUUCCCCUCCAUCUCCUCCCCACAACAAUGCCCCCACAUCUGCUGGACAUGGUUAUGGCACAAUCCGACCAGGCUUCACCUCUCAAAAUCCUACUGUGAACAGCGCUCCUUCAGACAGAGGAGACUCAAGCCUUGGUUCAGGUUGGAGAGAGCAAGGCAUGCAUUACAGAGAGAACUCUGAACAGUACAAUGUAGAGGCCUACAGCAACAGUCCAACUGCUCAGCAGAGCCUUCAUAAGCGCCGAGCCCAGAUUCCAGAGAACCCAUACUCGGAUGUUGGCAAAAUGGCUAAUGCCGCACUGUUUGUCCCAAACAAGCCUGCACGUAGAAAGGGCAUGCUUGUGAAACAGUCCAAUGUAGAGGACAGCCCAGAGAAAACCUGCUCCAUCCCCAUACCCACGAUCAUCAUCAAAGAGCCCUCCACCAGCAGCAGUGGAAAGAGCAGCCAGGGCAGCAGUAUGGAGAUUGAGACGACUACGCCCGACCACCCAGGCCAACUCCGGCCAGAGGAUGGCCUCGAUACAGGAAGCCCUUUUGCAACUGCCAUGGCUCCCAGCACAGCCAGGGAAAAACGGUUGGCGGUUCACAGAAAUUCCCCGUCUUUCAGAUCCACAGAUGCUGGUGAUGAGGAUGUGGCUCCCACUCCUACCCCUCGUCUGCGACACUCAAAGUCCAUUGAUGAGGGCAUGUUUAGCAGUGAUGAGCGUCUGCGCCGGCUUAUGGCUCCCCCUUCGUCCCUGCUCAGCAUCCCUCGAGGAGGGGGCAAUGUGACAGACUUCAACAGCCCAGAACCCACCAUGGUGCGGGAGUUACUCAACACUAGAACAGGUCACAGUCCUAUCAGCCUGCCAGCUCACAAGACCUACAGCUCAGGGAGCGGGAAUUAUGUUCACCCUGUCACCGGAAAACCACUAGACCCCAAUUCUCCAUUAGCCUUAGCAUUAGCUGCCAGAGACCGGGCCAUGAGGGAGCAGUCUCAGCCUUUGCCACUUAAGAGUGACCCAUCCAAACUGGACCUCAACAAGCCACUUUUCAUUGACACAAAACUUCGGUCCAAUGUUGAAGUGAGUUUCUCCAGCACUGCCACCAUGGGCAGGCCACGGGGAGGCCUGCGGAGACAGAUGACGGAGUCAAAGUAUGAGACAGAGUCCAAGUUCCAACUGGACCUGGGCAAGGCUGAGAAGAGGGCAGAGGAGAAGAAGAACAUGCUGAUUGACAUUGUAGACACAUCCCAACAGAAAUCAGCAGGGCUACUAAUGGUUCACACCACAGAUGGGGCCAAAACUGAGGAGAACAGCCUGUCGGAAGGCGAGAGAGAUGAGGAUGUUUGUCCUGACAGCACACCUGGGGAGCUUCGUGAUCCCAACCAGCCAGCUCCUGCAAAGCCUGCAACACCAAAGCCUCUCUCUUUGCCACCAAAAACCAUGAUCUCUGUCAGCUCUGUAGAUGAGCCUGUCAAACUCCCCUUUGGUAUCCCUCCACCACCUCUGGCCUCUGUUGACAUUGAUGAGGAGUUUGUGUUUGCCGAACCCCUGCCUCCACCAUUAGAGUUUGCCAAUAGUUUUGACAUCCCGGAAGACCAAUCAGGGGCACUCAGUGAAAUACUGAAACAGAAAUCCAAUGGCAUGAGUGGACCAACACUUUCUCCCUAUUACUCCCAUUUAACCACAAGCAACUCAAGAGAUCAAGAAAUCAAGAGACCAACAGUUCUUACUAACUGCACACCUCCCAGCUUUCCUACAGGACCUCUGGAACCCUAUGAGCCCAUUAUUGACUCAGGCAUUGAAGUGGACAGCCGGAGCAGUGGAGACCCCCAACUGGAGACCACGAGUACGGUCUCCACUGUAUCCAGCAUCUCCACUUUAUCCUCAGAAGGAGGAGAGACCCUGGACACUUGCAUGGUCUAUGCAGACGGUCAGGCCUUUCUGGUGGACAGGGCGCAGGUCCUGCCCAAGCCCAAAGCCAAGUAUGCCGUCAACAAGAGCAACGCACUUUACAAGGACGCCUUAAAUGAGGAGACCAUAAGCUCUUUCAGGGUGCCCUCCUCGAUCCCCCCACCACCCCUGGGAACUGCCCCACCAGAGCCUCUAAAAACCCCAACACAAAGAACCUCAAAGCUUUGGGGGGAACCUCUGGAUCUGAAAAACCCCCAUGGACCAGAGACAAAACCCCAAGGCUUGACUGAAAUAAACUCUGUUCUGCAACAUGUCAGCAAAGACAAACCACCAAAGCCAGGGGAAGCACUAGACUCUCCCCCAGGAUGUAGAACUCACUUUGGAUUGAGAAAUCAGGACGGUGUGUCCCUCAUCUCAGGAACCCAGCCGAACCCCAGCAUGUCCUUCACCAAUCAGCCCGGCCCGAACGUGCCUGCGCCGUCGCCAUGCCGACAGGCUGAGAGCUUGCAUCACCAUCGUCAUCCCUCGAGCCCAGGCAUCACAUCUCCUCCUCCAAUUCUGAGCUGCUCCUCAUCAUCCUCCUCUCUACCCGCGGUGAGCACCACGUCCUCUGUACAGGGCCGAAGUCGCUCACCUUCGCCACUCUCGUUCCUCCAGGCCGCCUCUGGCAAACCAUUCGCCUCCAAGGCGGUGCUUUCGUGGACCAAACAGGACGUGGCUGACUGGCUGGAAAGCCUCAACCUGGCAGAGCACAGAGACGCCUUCCUGGAGAACGACAUAGAGGGCACACACCUGCCCAGCCUGCAGAAACAGGACCUAAUUGACCUGGGAGUGACGCGCGUCGGUCAUCGCAUGAACAUCGAGCGUGCCCUCAAGCUGCUGCUUGACAGAUGAGACUGGGACAGCACAAGCUUUCUUUUGUUCUUGAGCUUCAUUUGUUCCUCGCUCAUUUU